This is a messenger RNA of Lithohypha guttulata, 2106 nucleotides long. RefSeq lists its product as uncharacterized. NCBI's taxonomy places the organism in Eukaryota, Fungi, Ascomycota, Eurotiomycetes, Chaetothyriales, Trichomeriaceae. The record is from RefSeq and is a predicted model, not a curated record. The transcript has a single exon. Bases 1 to 2106 code for a protein of 701 amino acids. Gene Ontology annotation, molecular function: protein binding.
AUGGAAACCAAUGAAUCAUUGCCUAUGCGCUGGGAUGUACCGCCACGAAAGAGAAUAAGGUUGGGCAGCGACGACAUGAGCGCUGAAGAGGAUGAGAUGGCCAAGAAACAUCGCAGAUAUCACGAACCACUGGCUGCGAAGGAAGAAAAUCACAAGAAUCCUUCGGCCAAUAAAUUGGAUCCUCAGGUUGUCGGAUCUUUCAUGGUAAAGCACAUUCCUGCACAGUACAACCCUCAAGGGCCUGUUACACAGUCCGGCACCUCUCGCCAAUCAGAAUCCAACACAAAGUUCUGCUACAGACAUCGCCCCGAUAUGCUGUGUCGCAGACAAGCCGAUGAGCCAACCAUGGACAAGUUACAGCGAAAUCUCGAGAAACUGUCCGAGAACGAUAGGCAGGGCAUCGUUCAGGUCUGGUCACUUUUCUCUGCUGCACCUUCGAAGCAUCGCAAUUUGAUGUUGCAGGGCAUCCUGACACAAUGCUGCUUUCCUCAACUGUCCUUUCUCUCCGCCAAUGUACAAAAGCUCAUCAAGAUCGAUUUUCUCUCCGCCUUACCUCCGGAGAUAUCCUUCCGAAUCCUCAGCUCGCUGGAUACCAUUUCCCUAUGCAAGGCCGCGCAGGUCUCUCGAAAGUGGCGACAGCUGGCCGACGAUGACGUGGUCUGGCAUCGUAUGUGUGAACAGCAUAUCGACCGAAAAUGUAUCAAAUGUGGUUGGGGUUUACCUUUAUUGGAUCGCAAGCGAUUACGAGCGUCUAAAAGACAGAUGCAAUUGCGUGCGGCUGGAAAGGGUAUGAAUGUUUGGUCUCCCGCCGGAACUCCGAUUUUAGAGCUGGAGAAGGAUCCUAUAUCACAUAUUGUCGAAACACCCAAAAGUUGUUCUCAAGAAGGGCAAGUGACUUUAGUAAAGGGCAAGGCGGCAUCUAUAGAAUCCCCUAAACAGGACCUGACACAACUGAAACGCCCUUGGAAAGAUGUUUAUCGCGACAGAUUCCGUGUGGGCAAGAAUUGGAGGCGUGGUGUUUGUACGACGAAAGUGCUAAAAGGCCACUCGAACGGUAUCAUGGCGUUACAAAUCCAUGACAACAUCCUGGCCACGGGUUCUUACGACACAACCAUCAAGAUUUGGGACCUUGAUACCGGCAAAGAGAUCAGGACCAUUCAAGGCUAUCCUGCCAAUCCUGAUGGUCAUCAUGGUGGUAUCCGCUGUCUGCAGAUGGACGACACCAAGGUGAUCAGUGGAAGCAUGGACACGACCAUCAAAGUGUGGAACUGGCGUACGGGCGAACAUGUUGCCACCUAUCCCGGUCACAAUGCUAGUGUCAUUGGUCUGCAUUUUGAUUCCGACUCGAACAUACUUGUGUCUGGUUCUGCAGAUCACACAGCCAAGGUUUGGAACAUCAAAAAGAAAUCGGUGUGUACACUCCAGGGUCAUUCUAAUUGGGUCAACUCGGUCAAAAUCGAUACAGCUUCCAGAACAGUAUUCACGGCUUCAGAUGAUUUCACGGCAAAAUUGUGGGACCUCGACACAAGAAGAUGCAUUCGCACCUUCGAAGCACACGCUGCGAUGGUUCAACAGAUAGUUCUUCUGCCUCAAGAAUUUGAUGCUGAAGACAACACGACCGUGGUUGGAGAUAAUGCUUCUGAUCCAGGAAGUCCAGAAAGUCGUCACACCAUGGCUUCGUCUUCCUUCUCUGGUCACGAAUCACCAGAGCUGGCACAUCGUCUACUGCCUGCUCAGCGGCAGGCUCCCGACGCCUACUCAGACACAUUUACAGACGAUCGACCAGAACCACCCAAGUACAUGAUCACUUCGGCACUUGACAAUACGAUCCGGAUGUGGGAUGUUUCAACAGGGCGUUGUAUACGCGUGUUCUUUGGUCACGUUGAAGGUGUUUGGGCUCUUGCAGCGGACACUUUACGAAUCGUUUCAGGCGCCAAUGAUAGCUUGCUCAAGGUCUGGGAUCCAAGAACUGGAAAGUGCGAAAGAACAUUCACUGGACAUACUGGUCCGGUUACUUGUGUAGGAGUCAGUGAUUCGAGAAUGGUAUCUGCGGGUGAAGAUAAUGAAGUGCGAGUUUAUUCCUUUAGUGAUGCGGACUGUCUUUAG